AUGGCAGACAACGCAGAACUCAACACUGGUCUUGCAUAUGCUCGAGAUAAACAAUAUGAGAAUGCUGCAAAAAAGUUCACUUCGAUAAUUGAUGAAGAUUCAACGUAUGCGGAUGCUUUCUUCUAUCGUGGAUGUGUAUAUAUUCAUCUUGGUGAAUACGAAAAAGCCGUAAAGGACUUCAAUGAAGCUCUUUCUUCAAUCAAACUCUCACAGACACACGAACUACCGGCAUUGUAUAAACGUGGUUAUGCAAAUCUUAAACUAAACCAAUUGGAUUUCGCUUUAGACGAUUAUCGGCAGUACAUAAAUCAAUGUCAAAGUCGCACGGAAACAAAGAAUUUUGUUCACAAAGGACUUUUUCAGAUGGGAAUUAUCUAUGAAGCAUUGAAUGAACAUAGUUUAGCUGUAGUUCAUUUCACUGAAGCUAUUGCAGCCAGUAAAGAUACUGAAGAAGAUAAGCAAAGAUUAUAUUAUUUAUACCGUGGACGUGCGUAUGCAUGCUGUGCAAAAUAUAAUGAAGCACAAAAAGAUCUUGGUUUGGUUAUUGAAGAGAGUAAAGAUUCGUUUAUUAGAGGUUGUGCAUACAAUGAAUUAGGUAGACAUGUCAAUGCACGCGACGAAUAUGAUAAAUUAUUACGACCAAACAAGAAUGAAUCGAAAUUAUUUCAAACAUCUCAUGAUCAAAUUCUAUUCCGACGUGGUCUCACCAACGAUCGUCUUAAAUUACAUGAACAGGCAUUAUCUGAUUUUCAAUCUGCGUUAAAUUACUCAUCACAAGAACCAAAUUCAUCGAAGAUUACUGAUCGAAUAUUUUUUCGGCAAGGUAUGUCUAGUAUGGCAUUAAACAAUCCGCACGAAGCAUUAAUUCAUUUCAAUAAAUCAAUUGAACUUAAUAAAAGUCAAUCCGACGUGUUUUAUGCACGUAGUAUGCUUCUUUAUACACUUGGUCGAUAUGAUGCAGCAAUUUAUGAUCAACACCAAGCAAUGGAACUUCAUAGAAAAUCUUCACCAUUGGCACCGACAUAUAAAACAGUAUUCUAUACGAGUAGAUAUGGUGUUAGUCCUACGAACUAUGCUUAUUAUAAUAGUCGAAUACACGAAACUGAAAAUCUGCUGAAGCGCGAUCAAGAUAUUGGAAGGAAAGCGAUGUUUCAUCGAAUAAUUGCUGAGUAUUUACAGAAGCAAGCGUCAUACACAAAUGAUUCAUUAUCGUUAUGUAAAUCAGCACGUGGGCAUAUCAAAAAUGCAUGUAAACUAUUACAUGAUUUGCAAAUCGAAGAUUCUAUUGCUCUUUCUGUUAACAAUUUAUGCCAAGCUCAAUAUCUUACUGAGAAAUAUCGCAAUCAAAAGGUUCCCGUGUCCAUUAUGGAAGAUUAUAUUAAAUAUCAAAUCGAAAUUGUUAAAGGAAUGAGCAAUUUGUUUGAUGAACGUAUUGUUAAAAAAGAUUGGAGCAAUUUGAUUAAAGCAUUAAACGAUGAACGUGAUAAAUCAAAUAUGCAACAAAUAUGUCAUUUGGAUCAAAUUCGAUAUGUAUUUAUUCAAGAGCAAUUAGACAAGGUUGAUAUAAUACAGGAAACAAUGAAGAAAUUUGCUGAGUCACCUGCGCAACAAGAAUUCUAUACAUUUUUAGUUAUUCGUUUAGUAAAUCUAUUCGAUGCUGUUCGUGUAGCUAGUACAAGUAUUUUUUCACAUUCAUUACAGGGCAAGUUCACUCAAGUGUCGUGGAUAUUCAAGCUUUUCAAGGAAAUAGUUGAAUUUGCACCGAUCGGAUCAGGAAGUGUCUCAAAGAUAUUUGGCAAAAGUGAAAGUGGUUUUAAAAAAUUAGAUGAAAAACGAAUUACACAUACACUGGAGCGUAUGGGAAGCUUAGGUAUUCAAAAACAAUUCAAUGAAACGGCUAAUGCGAUUGCUGUAGAAUUAACUAUUAUGUACGAAGAUCAAAUUAAAAGAUUUCCGACAAAAGCAGACGAGAAUACCCCUCCUGUCGGUGCUACUAACGACGAUCAACAACAACAAAGCAAGUGUUGUUUUAAAUGUGAAAAUUGUUUUAAGAGACAAUAUCAUUGUUUAUGUCGACAAAAAGAAAGUCUGUUUAACGAAGCUAAACAAACAAUGAUACAAACGAUUGUUGAAUAUGGAGUUAGAUCAACUUUAAAUUGUCUUGUAGAUCUUUCAGUGACAAGCAUUAAAGAUCUCAAAGAUGUACAAAAUGUGUUCGUUAGUGGGGUAUGUCGACCACCGGAACUGAAUCUCGUUGAUUCAUUUAUGCUUAAGAAUGUAUUAAAGCCUAAAGACGCUGUGGACGUUAAUGAAUGUUGGAAUGUAUAUGAGUUCUUUCGACGACCAGCAAUUCGUUUUAAAAAUGGGACAGUGAAAGCCCUAAGAGAGACAGAUCCAGCAAAAUAUGGCUGCCGAAAACCAACAUCCGAAGAGGAAGAAUUACUACGAACUGAACCUAAGGAACUAGAUAAAUAUGGUUUUAAAAUAAUUAUUAAACCUGAAUCAUCAUAA
This is a messenger RNA of Adineta ricciae, 2511 nucleotides long. The record is from the annotation of a GenBank genome assembly. Lineage: Eukaryota; Metazoa; Rotifera; Eurotatoria; Adinetida; Adinetidae.